AUGAAGCCUGCAACCCCAAUCAAAGCCGACUCCAUGAGUAAGCCAAGAGAAGCUACAAGGCAGACCCACACCAACCACAGGGAGAUCAGGGACGACCAUCAGCUGACGCCAGGGAGCCAGUCCAGGGCUCCACGCUGUGCGGACGGCGGGGCUGCGGCUGGAGGACCCGGCGGCGCGGCAAGGGGGGCGGCUGCGUGCCGCGGAGUCAUGGCCAAGUGCGGUGCGGAGGGGCCGGGGACCCCUGCACAGAAUGCGCCAAAGCCUACACAUGCUUCUCUGGAGAACCUGCCUAACGCGGUGAAAUGCAGAGUCCUGGCCCUCAAAAAACUGCAGAAGCGCUGCGAUAAGAUAAAGGCCAGAUUUGAUAAGGAAUCCCAGGCCCUGGAACAAAAGUAUAAGGAAAUGUACAAGCCUGUGCUUGCCGAGAUCCAAGAGCUCUGUGGUGAGCUGGAGGGCUAUGCAUGGACUGUGGAGGGUGAGGCGGCGAGGGAGGAGGAGGAGGAGGAGGAGGUGGCGGCGUCCGAGGAGGAGGAGGAGGAGCAGGAGGAGGAGAAGCAGCCCCCUAUGGAGGCCAAAAAUGAGGCUCCCAACUCCAGGGUGCCUCAUGACGCCCAGGAACAGGCGGAGGCACCAAUGGAAGAGGAGAAUGACAGCUAA
Pipistrellus kuhlii (Kuhl's pipistrelle) is the source of this 657-nucleotide messenger RNA. RefSeq names its product nucleosome assembly protein 1 like 5 (gene NAP1L5). The record is from RefSeq and is a predicted model, not a curated record. Lineage: Eukaryota; Metazoa; Chordata; Mammalia; Chiroptera; Vespertilionidae. Gene Ontology annotation, cellular component: nucleus. The transcript is spliced from 2 exons. Bases 1 to 657 code for a protein of 218 amino acids. Gene Ontology annotation, biological process: nucleosome assembly.